Molecule: messenger RNA, 366 nt
Organism: Dentiscutata heterogama
Lineage: Eukaryota; Fungi; Glomeromycota; Glomeromycetes; Diversisporales; Gigasporaceae
Source: the annotation of a GenBank genome assembly
AUGAAGGAUAGUAGUGACUUACAAGAAAUAUUGCUGACAAUAUUACUGAUAAACAGUAGUUUAGAAGAGAGCUCUGAAAAAGCUUUGCAACAAGCCUUGAGAAGCAGUAUGGAUCAUUUGUUAGCAGAGGCGUUAAAGAUAUUGUGUAAAAGAGAAGGGUUAUCAGAGGUGGGCAUGAAGAAGGAGUUAGUGAAGAGGUUGUCAAAAAAAAUAUUGAAUAAGGCAAAAGAGAAAGAUAGAGUAGAAGAAGUUAGUCAAAAUAGAAAAUCAGGAUAUAGUAGAAUUGAUACUGAUUUCAAUUUUGGGAUUCAAGAAGGUUACUCUGAUAGAAAAUCUGAAACAAGUGAGGGAAAUAUGGAAGCCUGA